AUGCCAGAUGAAGUGGCUUAUCGAGUUGCCGAUAAAGUAUUCGAUUUGACCAAAUUCAAUGAUGUUUGCAUUGAUAUCGGAUGUGGCGCUGGCCAUAUUGCUGCGAAUUUGAUAAAGGAAAAUGUUGGUGUAAUUUUGCAAUGCGAUAUGAGCGCCGAAUUGGUGCAACGAAGUUCCGGUGCAGCUGAUCCUGAAGUGCCUGUGAUGCGUGUGAUAGCUGAUGAAUCCAUGGCGCCGUUUUCAAGAUGUUUAUCGAUUUUGCGCCCGGAUUGCCCAUUGAUCGGCGCCAUGUUGGCCAACGAAACAGUACAUGAGCUUCGAAUUGCUCUUCAGUUAGCUGAAACAGAAAGAUUGGGUGGGAUUGGUCUGCACAUUUCGCCGUUUGUUAGAGCCGAUGAUAUCGGAACGCUGAUGCAUCGCGCUGGCUUCGGAAUGAUCACACUGGAUACCGACGAAGUCGUGGUGGCAUAUCCGCAUAUUUUUGCGCUCCUCUAUGAUCUUCAAUGCAUGGGUGAAUCAAAUGCGGUACGGAAUCGUUCGUUGCAUAUUAGAAGGGAUGUUCUGAUUGCAGCUGAUGCUAUAUACAGGUCAAUGUUCGCUCGUGAUGAUGCUCCUUGCCCUGCCAGCUUCCAGCUUGUUUCAUUUAUCGGUUGGCGCCCUGGACCACUGAUGCCAAAACCAGCAAAGCGCGGAUCACAGCAGAUGUCCUUCAAAGAUAUAGAUAAAAUUAUCGAGGGCAAAAUACCGCUUCCAACGAAACAAAAUCCGAAAUAA
Molecule: messenger RNA, 774 nt
Organism: Gongylonema pulchrum
Lineage: Eukaryota; Metazoa; Nematoda; Chromadorea; Rhabditida; Gongylonematidae
Source: the annotation of a GenBank genome assembly